Molecule: messenger RNA, 1415 nt
Organism: Onthophagus taurus
Lineage: Eukaryota; Metazoa; Arthropoda; Insecta; Coleoptera; Scarabaeidae
Source: RefSeq, a predicted model, not a curated record
AAAAAAUUAUCUUUGCAUGAGUAUUGGUCAACUGAUCCUCUAAUAAAUUCUCCUAUUUUUGGACAAUGCAUGUCAAGAGAUUACAUUUUGGCAAUCGAUAUAUAGACAUUUGCAUUUCAGCAACAACAACGAAGCUUCAAAGCAUGAUCGUCUUUUCAAAAUUAGAAAUGUGUUAGAAAAAGUCAAAGAAAGAUUUAAGAAUGCAAUGUAUCCAUUUGAGUCUCUUGUUAUUGACGAAAGUUUGGUACUUUUCAAAGGACGCCUUGUAUUUAAACAAUACAUAAAAUCGAAGAGGCAUCGUUUCGGAAUCAAGUUGUAUGUCUUGUGCGACUGCGAGACAGGCUACAUUCUAGAUUUUAUUAUUUAUAUUGGAAAGGAGACAGAUAUUGACACCGAAACUAAUCCUCUUUUGGGAAUUACAGGUGCAGUUGUAAUUAAAUUGUUGACGCCAUACCUAGAUAAAGGACAUUCCCUCUAUCUAUACCGAUAAUUUCUACACGAUCUUUGUUUCUGCUCAAUAGAAAAACGAAGACCUGUGGAACAGUGCGACAAAAUCGGAGAGGUAUGCCAGAUCUAAAGAAAAAAUUGAAUAAAGGGGAGACGGUAUGGAAAAGCACUGAGAAAUUAUUAGCCUUGAAAUGGAAGGACCGCAGGGAUGUAACCAUGCUUUUUACAAUGCAUGAAAACCAAAUAGUUACUCUUCCUAAACUGGACCGUAAAUCUGGAGAUAAUAUAAAGAAGCCCUUGUGCGUGUUAGACUAUAAUGCACAAAUUGGAGCUGUUGAUCGAUCGGAUAUGCUAAUAAGCAGUAUAGAUUCUAUGAGAAAAAACGUCAAAUGGUACAAGAAAUUGUUUUUUCAUGUCUUGGACAUUUGUUUACUAAAUAGUCAUGCAUUAUUUUUGACACAAAAUGAGAAAAAGGUUCCGCUAGCUGUAUUUCAUAAGAAUGUUAUUCGUCAGUUAUUAGAAAGAGAUAGCCUUCAGCGUAAAGUGCCACCUCGUGUUUGCCAUAAUUUGAAAAGGAUUACAGACCGUCAUUUUCCUUCAUUGGUACCCAAAAAUCAAAGCGAGCUUUACGGCGCUGUAUGGUCUGUGCCAACACUACCACAGGAGUCAAAAAAAGAAAGGAAUCUCGAUACAUGUGCAAAGAGUGUAAUGUAGGUUUAUGUAUCGUACCUUGUUUCGAGAGAUAUCAUACAACCACCAAAUUUUGAGAGUUUUUGUGAAGUUCAGUCAGUCCAGUUUUCUGUAUCCAUUUUUAUUACAUUGAUUAUGAAAAAAGUGCCGUCUCGAAAGGGUUAAGACUUUGAAGAAAAAUAUUUUGCUAAUUUUACUUGGUAAUUCUACUACUACUAAGAAUAUAUUUCUAUUUAAGUUUUAGUACUCAUCAAUUUUUAUUAAAAGAGUCUGCCUCU